Messenger RNA from Microcebus murinus (gray mouse lemur), 1191 nucleotides. RefSeq names its product cyclin dependent kinase 5 (gene CDK5). Gene Ontology annotation, molecular function: cyclin-dependent protein serine/threonine kinase activity; ATP binding. The record is from RefSeq and is a predicted model, not a curated record. NCBI's taxonomy places the organism in Eukaryota, Metazoa, Chordata, Mammalia, Primates, Cheirogaleidae. Gene Ontology annotation, biological process: neuron apoptotic process; protein phosphorylation; axonogenesis. Gene Ontology annotation, cellular component: nucleus; cytoplasm.
CGCCUGCGCAGGCAGGGGGCGGGCCGGGAUGGAGGCAGGGGUGCCGCCUCCUCUGCAACGCCGGGGCUGGAGUCUUAGAACCCAGGGCCCGUAGGGGUCCCCGCGGCUGCCGCGAUGCAGAAAUACGAGAAACUGGAGAAGAUUGGAGAAGGCACCUACGGAACCGUGUUCAAGGCCAAAAACCGGGAGACUCAUGAGAUCGUGGCUCUGAAACGGGUGAGGCUGGAUGACGAUGAUGAGGGAGUGCCAAGUUCCGCCCUCCGGGAGAUCUGCCUGCUCAAGGAGCUGAAGCACAAGAACAUCGUCAGGCUUCAUGACGUCCUGCAUAGUGACAAGAAGCUGACUUUGGUUUUUGAAUUCUGUGACCAGGACCUGAAGAAGUACUUUGACAGUUGCAAUGGUGAUCUCGAUCCUGAGAUAGUGAAGUCAUUCCUCUUCCAGCUGCUAAAAGGCCUGGGAUUCUGUCACAGCCGCAACGUGCUGCACAGGGACCUGAAGCCCCAGAACCUACUAAUAAACAGGAACGGGGAGCUGAAGUUGGCUGACUUCGGCCUUGCUCGAGCCUUCGGGAUCCCCGUUCGCUGUUACUCAGCCGAGGUGGUCACGCUGUGGUACCGCCCCCCGGAUGUCCUCUUUGGGGCCAAGCUGUACUCCACGUCCAUCGACAUGUGGUCAGCCGGCUGCAUCUUCGCAGAGCUGGCCAACGCUGGGCGGCCUCUUUUCCCUGGCAACGAUGUUGAUGACCAGUUGAAGAGGAUCUUCCGGCUGCUGGGGACGCCGACUGAGGAGCAGUGGCCCUCCAUGACCAAGCUGCCUGACUAUAAGCCCUACCCAAUGUACCCAGCCACGACAUCCCUGGUGAAUGUGGUGCCCAAGCUCAAUGCCACAGGGAGGGACCUGCUGCAGAACCUUCUGAAGUGUAACCCUGUGCAGCGCAUCUCAGCAGAAGAGGCCCUGCAGCACCCAUACUUCUCUGACUUCUGUCCCCCCUAGGCACCAGGACUGCUGGCCGCCAGGCUGGGGCCUGGCCUAUUUAAGCCCCCUCCCGGGAGGGGCGGGGCCCGUGGGUUCGCGGCUCACAUGCUGAGCUCCAGCUGUGCUGGGCCUGGCCACAGUGGAGGUGCCCAAGCCCGUGUUCGUCACUCCCUCCGUGGACUUUAUUUAAUUUCAUAAAUUGGCUCCUUUCCCACA